AUGUUGUCUAUUCACGAGCCAAACAUUGCGGCGCCUCUUCUAGUUGAGUUUGAUGUUUCAAUCAAUUUUAUGGGAAUGGCUAUUGGCUCUCAAGGCGCUAAUAUUACUUCAGCGCGCAGUCUUGAUGGAAUUAAGGACAUUAUUCUUGACGAAUCUACUCGCAAUCAAGGAUUUUGCAAAUUUAAGAUUUAUGCUAAUAACGCUGAAGCUGCUGAGCGUGCUCGAAAUAUGUUGGAAAUCUCACAACAGCAAAAAUUGGUUCCUCAAGGACGUGUUGGGCAAGUUAUUGGGAAGCAAGGAAAGACUAUUCAGGAUAUUGUUGACAAAAGUGGUGUGCUUCGUGUUCAAAUUGGUGAUGAAAAUCCGGAGCAGGGGAUGGUUCCGCUCACAUUUACUGGCACUCGUGAAGCUUUGAUGUAUGCUGAACUUAUGGUUGAUUUUCAACUUAAACAUAUUUCUGAAAUGGAUGCUAUUAGACUCGAGGAAGAGGAAAUUCGUCGUAAGCUUUACAUGUCUCGAAGCUCGCCAUAUAAUGCUCAUUACGGAAACAAUUCGAAUCAGUCUGUUCAACCUUAUCAUCGCAAUCGACCUGACGGUGGAAAUGCUCGUGCUGUUAAUGGUGGUGAUAGUGGCGAUCGUCGUUCGAUGGGCGUAAGUGGAUAUCGUGGAACUGGAGGUGGUGGUACUGGACAGGGAGGAGGACAGCGUUUUCCGAUUAGAGAUGGCGGUGCUGGUCAACGCGGUGCGGGCGUUACUACCGGUCGUUUUCAAUCCAAUCAAAAUUCUGGAAAUACUUUUGGGGCUCGUCCUCAAGGAGGUAAUCGCUAUUUGGGACGUUCUGCUGGCGGUAGGGGAGGAGGCACUGGAACUGGUCGACCUGGACAGGGACAGCGUUUUCCUGCUAGAGAUGCUCAGCGUUCCGUUGAUGCUGAAGAGAAAAGCCCUCCACUUGAACAGAAACAGCUUCCUGCUCAAAACCGUCAGGACAGUGAUGAUAGCAAAAGUGUUGAGGAUAGUUCUUAUAAUGGCGCUCUCAGCAGCACUGAACAUUCUGACAAGACUUCCAAGCAAAAUUCUGAAAAUAUUCCGCAUAAGGGUGGCUAUGGUGGAGGAAGUUCGAGAAGCACUGGUGGAAAUGCUCCAGCGCGUAAUCGUCGAGAAAACGUUUAUUUUUAA
Molecule: messenger RNA, 1176 nt
Organism: Meloidogyne enterolobii
Lineage: Eukaryota; Metazoa; Nematoda; Chromadorea; Rhabditida; Meloidogynidae
Source: the annotation of a GenBank genome assembly